Messenger RNA from Rotaria sp. Silwood1, 858 nucleotides. NCBI's taxonomy places the organism in Eukaryota, Metazoa, Rotifera, Eurotatoria, Philodinida, Philodinidae. The record is from the annotation of a GenBank genome assembly.
AUGACAUCGACAAAGACGAUUCUACAAGUGAUUUCAUGUCAAGAAUUAAAAGAGCUUCUUCAAGUGUCACCACUACAGGUUGUAGUACUCGAAGCAGAUAUCGGCAAGCAAGUUGAAGCUAAUUUUAAAGAAGGUCAUAUUCCGACUGCUCAAUAUUUUGAUCAAUUGGAAUAUACCACGCCAACGGCAUUCAUUCCACGUGGUUUACCUAAUGUGAAAAGUUUCGAAGACUACCUAACACGUUUAGGAGUUUCGAAUGAAGAUCAUAUUGUUCUCUAUGAUCGUUCAUCAGCAGGUUUUUUUGCUGCUGGCCGUGCUUGGUUUUUGCUUAAGACCUAUGGUGUCGAUAAUGUGUCGAUUCUUAAUGGUGGCUUUCAAGCAUGGGUAAGAGAAAUCAAUGAAAUUGAAACGUCGGAGAAGAAAAAGUUUACCGUGAAAUUGAACGAACAAAUGGUGCGAUAUUUCGAUCAAAUGGUAUCGAAUCUCUCUUUAGACACCAAUAGCCCUCAACGUGUGCAAGUUGUUGAUGCACGACCACCAAAUCUAUUCUAUGGUACCGAGGCCGGUCAUAUGCCUAAUGCCGUGCAUUUGCCUUACGGGUCGUUGUUCGAUCAAGCUAAUCAAUACUUGAAAUCAAAAGAUCAACUGGCAGAAAUAUUCCAAAAAGCUGGUGUUGAUCUGUCGAAACCCGCCGUUUACACGUGUCAAGGUGGAGUAACAGCUAGUGUACUGGCUUUUGUUGCUCAUUUACUUGGUCAAAAAGAACAUCCCGUUUACAUGGGCGCAUUUACUGAAUGGCAACAGCGUGCUCCGGCAGAUAUGAUCAUCAAAGGCGAUAUCAAACCUGCUGUUAGUUAA